CGCGAGGAGAACCAAGGAGGUGAACCAAAAACAGUCCUGGACUGAGCACAGUUAUUUAGCGAAGUUAAACCUCGGAAACACUGUGAAUGUUUUAAUUUUAAAAUGCUGAGCGGCGUUUUUUUAAAACAUUCAGCCGAAGUAAAAUGUCGGUGAGUGCAUCGUGUGAGUCGGUCUCUCGGGAGAGGACUGUGUCGAGCCUCCUCGCUAGUCGUGUGGUGAAGAGGCCGAGGCAGGAAGAUGCUGAGCGGCUGCAGGAGGCAGCGAUCCAGCUGUUGGAGCAGCAGCAGAACCUCAGCAGUCUGUUCAGGGAGGUCCAAAAUCCAGAUCCGUGCAACAUUGUCUGCUCUCAGAAACCAGCAGUGCCUGAAACGAUCUCAUCUGCCAUUACAGGGUCACUGCUGGUGUGUGAGCUGAGGCGCCAGGCCAGGCAGCUGGGCGUCCCGGUGGCCGUGCUGUCAGUGAAGAUGAUACUUGAGAGACUGAUGGAGAUCACUGGAACUGAAGAGGAGGAGCAGGAGGACGAGAAGAGAGAGCUGCUCACCUCCUCUCAGAGAGUCCAGCUGUGUGUCCUGCUGGAGUCCAGCCAAAACCUGCUGUCAGAGGGAGCCCUCUGCCCGAAACUGCUCUGGCAUGAGUACAGGAGAGAGCAGAGGCUACCCAGGCUGGAGGUGGUGUACCAUCUUCACCUCUACAGCAUCCUCACUCUGAAGCACAUUUUAGAGAGUGAUGAAGACCUGAGGGUUUGGUUGGUGUCCCAGUUGAAGGCUCUGAGCAGCUGGACUCCUCCUCGGGGAGAAGAUGAGACCAAACAAGUUCAGCAGAAAGUGUUGUCAAUGGUCGUCGGAGUCUUGGUGGGAUCUGGUUUUGAGCAGAGUCGUGAAGCAGCAGCUCCGGACAGGAGGAUCUCCCUGCUCUGCUGCGCAGUACUUGAUGAAAUGCUCUUCUGGCUUCUGGACACUGUGGACAAGACUCUGACAUUACAGUCUGCUGGAGCAGGAGCUGAGCUUUGGAUUCAAAUAUUUGAUGCAUCAUUAUGUGGAGUUUCAGCAUCAGCAGAAGCCCUUCAGCGUUUCUUCACACACUCCCUCACACAGACGCUCACCUACAAGCCUCGACUGACAGUAUCAGAUGCCAUUACUCUGCAGAACGAGUGGACCUUUGCAAAAGCCAGCCGGUUGUUGACCUCUCUUUUCCGUAAGCUGGCUGUGAUCUUCAGUGUGGAGCUGCUGCUGCGUCACCUGCAGCAGGUUUUGGAAACCCACGAGGUGAACUGGAAACACGUCCUGUGCUUCCUGUCCACUCUGCUGGUUUACAACCCCUGUGCUCAGUCCAGCCUCAGAGACCUCCUGUCCAGACUGCUGACCUCUGCAUUUGAAGGUUACGACUUGGAGAACAUGAUAACCGCCUUUUUGUUGGCUCGACAGGCGGCGCUGGAGGGAACCGCCAUCUUCUCCUCCUACAGCGACUGGUUCAAGAUGUCCUUUGGUGGUGGCAGUGGCUAUCAUGCAACAAGUAAGAAGUCUCUGGUGUUCCUGCUCAAGUUCCUCUCUGACCUGGUUCCUUUUGAACCCCCACAGUACCUCAAGGUUCAUAUCCUCCACCCUCCAUAUAUACCUGUGAAACAUCGCAACCUCCUGAUGGAGUACAUCUCUCUGGCCAAGACCAGGCUGGCCGACCUCAAGGAGUCAGUGGAGGACAUGGGUUUAUAUGAAGAUAUUUCUGGUGCAGAAGCCAAACCGCAGUGCCAGGCUGCUCAGGAUGUGGAGAAGGCAGUGUCUCUGUUUGAGAGCACAGGAAGAAUCUCUGCCACAGUCAUGGAGGCCAGUAUUUUCCGGAGGCCGUAUUUCCUGACCCGGUUUCUUCCUGCUCUGCUGACGCCGAGAGUGCUUCCUGUGAAAGCUGAUGCUCGGAUGAAUUUCAUAGAAGCUUUGAAAAAAGCAGACAAGAUCCCUGCUGCCCAGUAUUCAUCUUAUGAGGAGUCCUGUCAGAGACAGAGACAGCAGGACAGGAGUUCUGUAUGUUUGGACACUGGUGAUGAUCCUCUGGAGGUCCUGAAAGUCCAGCUGCAGGACUUCACACAGCUGGCUGUCGAUGGAAAUGAUGGAGACAAUGUCAUCAACAUGAUCCUGAGAAACUUCUGCCAGUGCAUGUUAGAUGCUUCCCGAGCAAACCCUCCUAAUAAACAAAGCCCAUGGGCCUCCAGAUUUGUCACUGUGCUGCUCGGUAACAUACAGCUGCUCUCCAGCCUCAUACACAGACUCUGGGACCUAUUUCAUAACCAGGGGUCGUCUCUGAGUGCCGCCCACGUACUCGGUCUGGCAGCGUUUGCGGUCCACCUCAAUGCCUCCAUGUGUGAGAGUCCUCUGAUUCAACUGGUGCCCCCCAUCCUGCCCAAACCAGUACCUGUUGGAGAAGCUCUCAGCUCAGCGCUGGUCUGCAGCACACACACUAACAUGCUCUUCUCUGUUAGGUUGUGUGUGUCAGCUGUGUGUUAUGGGAUCUGCAGAGGGGACUCACUGCCUCAACCAGAGCAGCAGGACUACAUCCUUAGCAGCCUCUAUAAGAAGCUUCUGUACCUCAUCCCACGACUGUUGCCUGAAGCCAGGAGGACUCCUCUCACUGCUGAUGGUCCAGUGGAGAAGAACCUUCCUGAGCUGUGGAGCAGUGCCACAGACACCAACAGCACCUGGAGGAAGACUGCCUGGUGUCUGUGGAGACACGCCGCUUUCCACCAGCUACAACACACACCACAGUAUCAGUUGUCAUUCUCAGAGUGGCUGGCUACUGAGCUCAGAGUCCAGAGAGGUGAAGACGCCCUGUCUGAUCCAGAACGUCAGGAGUACCAGCAGUGGGCGUGCCUGGAGCUUUACUGGUCUCGUCCAGAGCAGCAGGGAGGCUGUGGAGGAGACAUGAAGAGCCUCUGUUCUCAUCUCCUCAGUGUCAUCAUGGACCAGCAGUUAAGUGAGCAGAGCCUGGACAAGUUACAUCACCGAGUGUCAGACACAGGGACCUGUCUGCCAGACAUCCUGUCCAGACUACAGGAGCUUGUCUAUGAGAUGGAAGUGAGCGACCUCUGUGGCAGAGCUGAGCUGUGUGACUUCCUGUUUGAGUUUAUGUCUCAGAGAUGCUCCUCUGCAGUGAGCUCAGUCUCACCUGGUGUAAGCUCCGAGCUCAGCCUGCAACACACACUGAGCGUGUGGAACAGAGUACUGCUGGCUCUCCCAGCAGUGCUGUUCGUUAAGGUAAAGACUGAGGGAGGGAGGACGACUCUGGACUGUAACAAGCUGAUAGAACAUGUUAACCAGCAUCAGAGGAAGGUGUGCUCUCCAGCCGGCCUGAUGUCCUGCCAUGUGACGGCACACUUCCUGAGAGGUGUGUUAUAUGCCAGUGUACGCUGCAGAUGUCCCAGAGAAGAAGUCAACAAAGCCUGGUCUCAGAUCAGUCUGCACUGUCCUCUGCUGCUGACCUCCACAGUGCACUGGUGGGAGUGUCUGUUUCCAGUGCUGGUGUCACUCUGGAGUCGACUGUGUGGUGGAGAGCCUCUGUCAGAGCAGAUGCAGCUCCUCUCUGACUGUCAGCACUGGGCCCACAGUCCAUCAUCACUGCCACUGCCUCCAGCUCCAGCUCUGUUGUUGGCCUCCAGUCUGCACUGUGCCUGCAGAAGUCAUGGGGGGGGCAGCCAGGGCCUCAGUGCUGCCCUGAAUGCGCUGCAGCCAGAGAGGGGCACACAGUACAGACAGGUGCUGGUUUUUCUGCUCUUCCUGUCUGUAAAUGACUGUCUGUCAGCGCUCCUGUAUCCUCAGGAGAGAAACAAUCAAAAAGCCUGGAGUUUAUGCUCAGAGCUUCUGUCUGUGGUGGUGGACUCUGCUGACUGGCUGCUCAUCUUUAAAUCUAAUGAACAAAGUGUUUAUCAGUCUGUUACCAUGGUGACAUCAGAUGAGUUCACUCGACUGAUGCCCUGGGCUUUCUACAGCCUGCUGCUCCAGCAGAGUCCUGACCUGCUGCAGAGAGCUGUGCGAUGUCCAGGGUUCCUUCACACUGCCGUCCUCUGCUACAUCAGUCUGCUGCAGCUGUUCCUGGAGGGACACACACCUACAUCCACCGCUGAACCCUCUGAAAAACAGUUGGAGCCUUCCCAGAUUCUGAGCGAUGCCAAACAGUUUCUUCUGAGAGUGAUCUCACAGACGUCUCCCACUGCUCUGUCCUCCAGCCAACGCAGACAGUUGGAGUCCCAGUGUGCAGACCUUGACCCAGAGGUGGCAGCAGCUCUGUCUGUGCACCUCGGCCCUCAGAGUCUCAGCCCAGAGAUGGACUUCCUCUGAGCAGCUGAGGAGAAACUGGCUAAAGACACUGUCCCCUCCCCUCAGCUUCAACAGUAACUGACUGUACAGUAUGUUCUCUGUUUGUUCUAAUGUAACUUUGCAUUUAACAGAAACAUGUUCCUUUCUAAUAUUUAUUAAAGAACACUUCAUUGUUCACAUUCCA
Molecule: messenger RNA, 4485 nt
Organism: Lates calcarifer (barramundi perch)
Lineage: Eukaryota; Metazoa; Chordata; Actinopteri; Centropomidae
Gene: fanca
Product: FA complementation group A
Biological process (GO): interstrand cross-link repair
Cellular component (GO): Fanconi anaemia nuclear complex
Source: RefSeq, a predicted model, not a curated record